This is a messenger RNA of Symbiodinium necroappetens, 2422 nucleotides long. Lineage: Eukaryota; Dinophyceae; Suessiales; Symbiodiniaceae. The record is from the annotation of a GenBank genome assembly.
AUGGCCGAUCCCGCCGCCAGCGCUCCUCCCCCUCGACAUCGCUACCCCGUGCUGGUUGCUUGGCAAGCCAGGAUGCCCAUCACGCAGGCCGGGAGAGCUUUGCAGGAUUGUGCGCCCAUGUCGACGCGCAUCUCCUCGGAGUCCUUCCCGGUAGACCUCCACCGGACUGGCUACGGACGCACAACUUGGUCUCCUGCCGCAUCUGCAGCAAACUGGUUAGUCGGCGCUGCCACGGCGGCCUUCACCGCACCUGCGCUGCCUCUGCUUUCGCUGCAAGACCACCCCCGCAGCUCCCCGAAGCAAGCUCGGAUGCUGAUGUCACCGCGGAAACCUUGGGUGACGGAUUGCUACCUCUGGCCGAACGAGAGAUCCUGGACGACUGCGACGGGCCUUGUCGCGACACACCGGAACGGCGGAGGUGUCGACUGGCAUGGACGCUGCCUGGCAGCUCUCCCUGGCGGACGUAAAAAGCUGCAGCGCAACAGGAGCAUCAUCGCCAAUCGGCUGGGGCGUUGGGGACUUGGCGAGCGGCGCUCGCUCUGGAUUGAGGCCUCGCGCAAUGCGAGCCUCGAUGAUGACGCUGCGGUUGACCUUGUCCGCAGACGGGUUGCGGUCGGCCUGGCCCGCCUGGGUCUGCCCGGCAAGGCCGUGCAGCGGCUCACAGGCGCUCGCAUUGCCCAGCCCACACCUGAGGUCGAGGAUGCCAUGCGAGCCAAGUUCCCUCCACCACCUUUUCGCCAGAUCGCUUCAAGCCGGCCUCCUGCCCCACCGUGCUGGGAGCUGUCCGAAGAUGAUGUCCUUCGUGCUGCACGGUCCUUCCCCAAGGGCUCAGCCCCAGGUCCCAGCGGUCUUCGCGGCGACUUCCUCCUCCAGGUGUUUGGCGAGGAUGGCGCUGAUCACAAAUCCGGUGUCAGCCUCUUAGCCGCUCUGGUGCUACGCCUGGCAAACGGCAGGGCACCCCGUGGUAUGCAACCUUAUCUUGGCGGGGCCAAAGGAACAGCGCUCGCCAAAACCAACAAACAGACUGGGAGGGCCGAUGUUCGCCCAAUAUGUACUGGCGAGGUAUUCCUGCGUGCCGCACUGCCCGCGCUGCGGGAACACUUGCAGCCUCACCAGCUCGCCGUCGGCAUCCCUGCGGGCGCGGAGGUCAUGCCUCAUCUUCUACCGCGGUGGCGCGGUCACUUCUGCGGUGACACCGGGAGGGUGUGCCUGGCUUACGACCAGAGUAAUGCGCACAACGUCGUUGAUCGCCAUGCUUUCCUCUCGCGCAUGCAGGAGGUUGCCCCCGGGCUGAGCCGCUGGUUAGAAUACAUUUAUCCCACCAACAAACCUUCGAACGUGUUCUACCGGGACACCAUCAUCCUUUCUGCUGCGGGUGGGCAACAAGGUUGCCCCUUGAUGACGGCCUGCCAUGCCGUUGUACAGCGCAUGCUGCUGGAGUCCCUUGGUCUUGUGGCUCCCCCUGCUGGGACGGCCCUCACACUGCCUCGCCUCGAGCCCCCCGUCCAACUCGACAUUGCACCGUGCCUCGCAGACGACGGCUUCCUCGGAGGGGCUUCAGGGGAAGUUCUGCGGGCACUCAAGCAUCUCCUCGCAGUCAUGCCGCAGGUUGGGCUUCGGUUCUCCAGCUUGCAGCUUGUCGCGGCCGCUGGGCCUCAUCACCGCGUCAAUUUCGACCCAUUCCUCGCCCUCGGCUGCUCGGUCAAUGGCGAUGGCGACAUUGAGGUUCUUAAGUCCCCCAUUGGCACGGACGCUUUCUGCCAAUCCUACUCGCAGGGUCUUGUCGACAAGCAGCUCGGCGUCCUCGACGCCGUCGCUGCUAUUCCUGACGCUCAGGUUGGGUUCUAUCUGUUGAAGUAUUCCUGCAACGCUUCGCGCUUGCACCACCUCUCGUGGACAACCCCUCUUGCCCACUGUGAGGCCGGACUCCUUGCCUUUGACGCUGGCAUGCGCGCUGCCUUCCAACGCCUCGUUGGUUGUAGCCUGGACUCCACGUCGUGGCGCCAGGCCACGCUGCCUCUCCGCUGCGGCGGUUUGGGAUUGCGCCCUGCAGCCGCCGUCGCUGAUGCAGCAUAUCUUGGGUCUCGGGUUGCCACUGCUGCCCGCUGCACUGCACUGUGGCCGUCUGGUCCUGGUGGUGCCGACCUUGAUCGCUGGGUUGCCUCCGCCGUCGCGCGGUGCAACCUGCGUCUCCACGACGCUGGACUGCCCAGCUCCCUGCGACCCGUCAUAACCAACGGCCUGCAGAAGAGUGCGGUGACCAAGCAGCUGGACCAGGCAGCACUUGCCCAGUGGAAGGCCGAUGUCACCCCUGACGAUGUCUGUCGUCUGCAUACCGGAGCGGCCACCGGAGCAAGAACUUUGUGGGAGCUUCCACCACGCUUGACAACCACCUCUCCCAUGCGGAAUUCGCCAUUGCAGU